Molecule: messenger RNA, 1249 nt
Organism: Musa acuminata AAA Group (dessert banana)
Lineage: Eukaryota; Viridiplantae; Streptophyta; Magnoliopsida; Zingiberales; Musaceae
Exons: 5
Coding region: 60-527 (155 amino acids)
Source: RefSeq, a predicted model, not a curated record
UCUCAGGCCUUUCCUCGUCUCCGUCUCUCUCUCUGUCUCUCUCGCGACGGGGGAAUCCAAUGCCUUCACCAUCGUCAUGGAGUUGCAUUCUGAUGUCCCUGAUCCGGUGCUUCUUCGUUGCCUCCUCCCUCCCCCUCACACACAGCUCGGAUGUGAAGGCGCUGAAGGUCGGUGAAGAAAUUAAGGGCGAGACAAUGCCAUUGAACUCCGGACAACGCACCUACGAGCUGCUCGGCCUUAGAAGAUCCGCGUCCUACGAAGUCAAGAUAUCAUAUCCGGCCUCUAUACCUGCUAGCUUCUCCAUUCAACUGCAGACGACCUUGCCGGAACUUUGGUCGAGAAAGAAUAGGAGAUUGCUUAAUACGGAGAAACUAAUUUUUAAGGCUGAUAAUGACGAAUCAGCUUUUGUUAUUUUGACGGUCGACGCUGCCGGGGUUGUUGCCAAGCCAAAUGUGCCGGAGAGAGAACUGGUCAUCUAUAACAUCGGGCCUUCAAAACUGAAACCUUAUUCACAACCCUUCAAGUAAGGUUAUAAGCUUUCCAAUGUAGCAGUUGUUUUCAAGAUUGCUGGAGCCAUGAGUCUUUCAGUUGCUUCAUGGAUUCAAGACAAGCUGCUUUUCAGUGUGAGCUAAAAGAACCUUAUUAGCUGUAGAAGAUAUAAAAAUGAAAAAUAAUAUGGUAGGGAAGAAAAAAGAGAUUAUGGUAGCACUAGUUCCAACAUAGUGAAGGGAAAGACCUAAUUUCUGAGGUAUGUGGACUUAACAACCUAGCUUAUCAGGUGAAAUUUUUUUUUUUUUUUGGUUCUUGAUAGUAAUAGUGGAUCUGUGGAUGUUGUUUGUCUUAAUGUUAUGACAUUUAUUUUAAUCUAAAUUACCAGUGACAUGGAACAAAAUGGAGUGCCAACUGACACGUAGAUAAAACAAAAUUCUACAAUUUAUUGAUUAAAUUGAUAUCACAGAAUAAUAGGUGACUUGCAAACUUUUAUGUUUGAGCACAUAUUAAUAUAAUUGUUCAGCUGCAGAAAUUAAGUAAAAUGCUGUGUUUGUGGAUAUUUCCUUGUUAACAUUUUGCCAUUUAUUGAUUUUCCAUAUUUAGUUGCAUUUAAGACUGGAGACAGUUUGAUGGCCAUCUGCAUCUUGGAUGGUAAAUUAGAACAUCUUUAUGCUUAGAACAGACAUUCUAAAUACGUUCUCAACGCAGACUAGUAUCCUUUUGGGCUUUUAUUUUAGUUGCACAUUGUGUUCUCGUU